CCAAGACUCCAACUUCUUGUGAUAAUAUUUACCAAAAUUUCCAGAAAAAGAAACUAUCUCCAACAUUGGCGUUUUCCGGGUAAAGGAAUCACUGCCCAAAUGUUCAGCCGAAUCGGGUUUUUUAAGGUGAAAAACAUUAAAAAAUCGAAAUAAAAAACAAUUAUAGCAUGGCGAUGGCAUUGAGUAAUCACAAGUUCUCCAUUCUCGUCCUCAUCAUCAUCCUAUCAUUUGUCCUAUUGUUGCCAAAAUCUGGUGCUGCGAUUGCCAAGUACGAUGAGUAUUUGAAGAAAAGGGCUCAGGCAUCCUUGGAGGAGUCCCGCAAGGCCUUUAACCCCAACCCUGAGGAACUGGCUGAUGACUUGAAUGAUCAAGUUAGCGAGACCUUGACACGUGAGGGUGGAAAGAGGAACCUCAGGCAAGGCGGCUGCAAAGCUACAAACCCAAUUGACCGCUGCUGGCGUUGCGACCCCAAUUGGGAUAAAAAUAGAAAACAGCUGGCGGAAUGCGCCCGUGGCUUCGGCCACCGUGCAACCGGCGGCAAGAGUGGAAGAUACUAUGUUGUCACGGAUCCAUCUGAUAACGACAUGGACAAGCCAAAGCCUGGAACCCUCCGCCACGCCGUCAUCCAGCCACAACCGCUGUGGAUCAUAUUUGGCCGCAAUAUGGUCAUCACGCUCAAAGAGGAGCUGAUUUUUGCGAGCGACAAGACGGUCGAUGGCCGAGGAGCAGAGGUCCACAUUGCCUAUGGCGCAGGCAUCACACUCCAGUUUGUCCAUAAUGUGAUAAUUCACAACAUAUGGAUUCAUGAUAUUGUCCCGGAGCCUGGUGGAAUGAUUAGGGACGCUGUCGAUCACAUUGGUCUACGUACGCAGAGCGAUGGAGAUGGUAUCUCUGUGUUUGGCUCCAACAACAUAUGGAUCGACCAUGUUUCCCUGUCCAAAGGCACUGACGGGCUCAUUGAUGUUAUCGAGGGUUCCACAGCUGUUACCAUCUCCAACUGUAAAUUCAACAACCACAACGAUGUGAUGCUCUUGGGUGCGCAUGAUGGUUCCAACAAAGAUUCAAUAAUGCAAGUCACUGUUGCAUUCAACCAGUUUGGGGAAGGUUUGAUCCAGAGGAUGCCGAGGUGCCGACUGGGUUUUGUGCAUGUUAUCAACAAUGACUACGACUCUUGGGGAUUGUAUGCCAUCGGCGGUAGCGCACAUUCCACCAUUAUCAGCCAGGGUAAUCGUUUCAAAGCUUCAAAUAACCCAGACACUAAACAGGUGACGAGGAGAGCCUACGCUAGCGAGAGCGAGUGGAAGAAAUGGCAAUGGAGGUCUGAGGGUGACAUGUUCUUGAAUGGAGCCUACUUCGUCGAGUCAGGGCCACCAAUCAAACACACAAAGCUUCCAUUGAGAAAGAAAAACUCAAUCAAGUUCAGACCCGGAUCGUUUGCAGGAAGACUCACACGCUAUGCUGGUGCGCGCAUGUGCUUUCCAGGCAAACUAUGUUAACCAAUUCCUUAAAAUUGUGUCACUGCAGUUUCCCGUCCCCGCCCGCCAGAUGAGUAGAUGGAUAGAGGCGCUUAUUUGCUCCACUAUAUGUGUAUAUAGUUGUAAAUUUACUUAUGGAGGUAUAGAUGCCACCAGAAAAAGUGCACGAAAAGGUUUCGUAUUCUUUGUUCACAAAAAAUGUAUACUUUUAUUUUUAGAUUAAUUACUGAAAUUAAAGUAUUUUUGUUGUCUUCUUUUA
This is a messenger RNA of Sesamum indicum (sesame), 1734 nucleotides long. RefSeq names its product pectate lyase. The record is from RefSeq and is a predicted model, not a curated record. Gene Ontology annotation, molecular function: pectate lyase activity. Lineage: Eukaryota; Viridiplantae; Streptophyta; Magnoliopsida; Lamiales; Pedaliaceae.